Molecule: messenger RNA, 3364 nt
Organism: Macaca mulatta (Rhesus monkey)
Lineage: Eukaryota; Metazoa; Chordata; Mammalia; Primates; Cercopithecidae
Gene: KLK14
Product: kallikrein related peptidase 14
Biological process (GO): seminal clot liquefaction; epidermis morphogenesis; proteolysis
Cellular component (GO): secretory granule
Molecular function (GO): serine-type endopeptidase activity
Source: RefSeq, a predicted model, not a curated record
AGCCUGAGCUAAAGAGCGAGACUCUGUCUCAAAAAAAUAUAUAUGUAAAUAAAUAAAAAAUUUUUUAAAGUAAAUAAAUAAAUAAAUAAAACAUAAAGAGGGGGUUUUUGUGUUGACGCAGAGCCUGAACCAUGGCAGAGGAGGCCGGGAAGGCUCCCCGAGGCCUUCAGCUCACACAAAGCAAGACGGCCCGUAGUUAAACAGAAACAGUUCGGGAAUCACAGAAAGGCACCUGGGGAGAGAUGGACGUGUGCAUCCAGAUGCAGGUGCACAGACAGUGCGUCCCCAGGUGCAGAGACAGAUCCAGGCCAAGUACCAGCUCAAAGCGCCAACCUAGGUGGGUGUCCAGGUAGAGGGAGGCUGAGUCAGGCUGAGGCCGGGGUAACAGUUGGGGUAGCCGAGGGAGGCAGGCAGCCUCCUGAGUCACCACGUGGUCCAGGUAUGGGGCUGCCCAGGCCCACAGACAGACACAAGCAUUGGGGAAUGUAAGGGGCUGGGGGAGGGGCUGAGGAGGGUAGGCCCUCCCCCAAAUGAGGAUGGAACCCCCCCAACUCCAGAACCCCUCUGCAGGCUGGCCAGAUUCCUUCCCCACCUCAUUCACUCUCUCUCUCCUGUUCUCUAACCUCUACCAUUUUGAAUUUCCGACCCCAUCUCUUAAGACUCUGUCCUUCUGUGUCUGAAUCUCUGUCCCCUUCUCUUUCUGGGUCUCUGUCCCCCUCUCUGGGUCUCUGUCCCCCUCUCUGGGUCUCUGUCACUCUCUCUUCGCAUCUCCAGCUCUCACUUUGUCUCUGUACCUAGCUCUUCCCCACCCCUCUGCAGAUCCCAAGUUGGGGAACGGCAGUUCUGGCGCCAACCUUCCUGCUCCCUGCUGGGGCCUCUGCUCCCCCAUCUCUUAGGAGUCGAAAGUGAGAAAGCAAGGUGGGCAGCUCUGCUCCAGGUCCAGGUAUCUCCCACCCACCUCCUGCCUGUCUUCCAUCCCACCCCGCCUCUCCAUCUCUCCCUGGCGCUGCCACCUCUCAUCUCUGCCUCUGUCUCCUCUGUUAUUGUCCCCAUCCCCUGUAGGUGCCCAUCCUUCCUGUCUCCCCUCUGCCAUCAGCCUGCCUGUCCUGUCCUCUUUCUCCCACCAUGUCCCGUUCUCUUCCACGUCUCAUGCCCACACUGCCUUCAUCAUCAUCAUCAUCACUGUUGUUCUGUGUGUUUGUGGUGAGUGCCUCAUGGUGGGGGCGUCUCAGCCUCUCUCCCCUCUCUCCACUGUUUUCUCUUUCUGUGUGUCUGUUUGCAUUCUGUCUCCACCUUCUUGCCUCCGUCUUUGGCUUUUCUCUCUCCACUUCUCCACACCCGUCUCUCUCUGCACCUCUGUGUCUCCCUCUUCCUCUGUCUUUUUUUCCCACCAUCUGCCUUUCCUGUUCCCUGUCACAGCCAGCUUCCACCUCUUUCUCCAUCUCCCUCCUCAGUUCCUUCUCUCAUGAGCACAUCUCCCUCUGUGCUCGCAUUCCUGGACCCCUCUCUCUCCACUGUCGUAUCUUCUCAUUCAUUUUCCCAGCCCCUCUCUCUCUCCCCUCCCUCUCCCUCUCUCUCACUCUCUGUCUCUGUGUGUGUGUGCGUGUGUCUAUGUAUCUCUCUGUCUGUCUCUGUCUUUCCAUCUCUCUCUGUCUCUCCAUCUCUGUCUCUCUAUCUCUGUCUCUCUGUCUCUGUCUCUCUGUCUCUGUCUGUCUCUCUGUCUUUGUCUCUGUCUGUCUCUGUGUCUCUCUGUCUCUCUCUCCAUCUCUCCCUGUCUCUCUCCGUCUCUCUCUGUGUGUGUCUCUGUCUGUCUCUCUGUCUCUCUGUCUCACUCUCUCUGUCUCUCUGUCUCUCCAUCUCUUUCUGUCUCUCUAUCUCUCUCUCUCUCCCCCCCCUACUGUGACUCCCUCUCUCAGUGCCUCUCUUCCUCCCUCUCUCAGCCCCUUCUUGCCCUUUCCUCUGAGGCUCCCCACCCUGGUUUCCUGACUCCACCACCAGAUCCACCACCUCCAGCAACUGAGAACCCUCCCGUGCCCACCCUGCCCUGGCGUCCCCUCCCAGGAUUCCUUCUAGAUUAUAGCAUCUUCCGGGGGCGGGUUCUCAUGAACAAUUGUGGCUGCUUUUUUGGCCAGAGAGGGGAGGGAGGGGAUGGGAUCAGGGAGUUCUGGAAUGGGAACUAGGCAAUAAAAAAAAAAAAAAAAAAAAAUCAGAAGCAGGGCAGCAGGAGGUGGGGGCAGGGCCAGCUGUCCUGACCAGGGAUAAAAGGCUUUGCCAGCGUGACUAGGAAGAGAGACACCUCCCCUCCUUCCUUCACCAAGACAUCAAGGAGGGACCUGCGCCCUGCUCCUCAUCCUCCCGCCUGUCGCCCGCAGAGCCUGCAGGCCCCGCCCUCCUGGUCUCUGGUCCCUACCUCUCUGCUCUGUCUUCAUGUCGCUGAGGGUCUUGGGCUCUGGAACCUGGCCCUCAGCCCCUAAAAUGUUCCUCCUGCUGACAGCACUUCAAGUCCUGGCUAUAGACAUGACACGGAGCCAAGAGGAUGAGAACAAGAUAAUUGGUGGCUAUACAUGCACCCGGAGCUCCCAGCCGUGGCAGGCGGCCCUGCUGGCGGGUCCCGGGCGGCGCUUCCUCUGCGGAGGUGCCCUGCUUUCAGAUCAGUGGGUCAUCACCGCUGCUCACUGCGGCCGCCCGAUCCUUCAGGUCGCCCUGGGUAAACACAACCUGAGGAGGUGGGAGGCCACCCAGCAGGUGCUGCGCGUGGUUCGCCAGGUGACGCACCCCAACUACAACUCCCGGACCCACGAAAACGACCUCAUGCUGCUGCGGCUCCAGCAGCCCGCGCGGAUCGGGAGGGCAGUCAGGCCCAUUGAGGUCGCCCAGGCCUGUGCCAGCCCCGGGACCUCCUGCCGAGUGUCAGGCUGGGGAACUAUAUCCAGCCCCAUCGCCAGGUACCCCGCCUCUCUGCAAUGUGUGAACAUCAACAUCUCACCGGAUGAGGUGUGCCAGAAGGCCUAUUCUAAAGCCAUCACGCCUGGCAUGGUCUGUGCAGGAGUUCCCCAGGGCGGGAAGGACUCUUGUCAGGGUGACUCUGGGGGACCCCUGGUGUGCAGAGGACAGCUCCAGGGCCUUGUGUCUUGGGGAAUGGAGCGCUGCGCCCUGCCUGGCUACCCUGGUGUCUAUACCAACCUGUGCAAGUACCGAAGCUGGAUUGAGGAAACGAUGCGGCACAAAUGAUGGUCUUCACGGUGGGAUGGACUUCGUCAGCUGCCCAGGCCCUCCUCUCUGCACUCAGGCCCCAGCCCCUCCUCCCUCAGACCCAGGAGUCCUGACCCCAGCCGCUCCUCCCUCAGACCCAGGAGUCCUGACC